AUGCACUUUAGAGUCCUAAGGUUUUCCAGAGUGACCUUUCAGUUUGUUGUCGUUAAUUUCGGAGACUCCCCUAAAAUUUUGUUGUGA
This is a messenger RNA of Blumeria graminis f. sp. triticale, 87 nucleotides long. Lineage: Eukaryota; Fungi; Ascomycota; Leotiomycetes; Helotiales; Erysiphaceae. The record is from the annotation of a GenBank genome assembly.